Molecule: messenger RNA, 2150 nt
Organism: Paraphaeosphaeria sporulosa
Lineage: Eukaryota; Fungi; Ascomycota; Dothideomycetes; Pleosporales; Didymosphaeriaceae
Exons: 5
Coding region: 345-2003 (552 amino acids)
Biological process (GO): ergosterol metabolic process
Cellular component (GO): endoplasmic reticulum membrane
Molecular function (GO): ergosterol O-acyltransferase activity
Source: RefSeq, a predicted model, not a curated record
GAGCGUUCCGUCAUCGCCGGCCAGCUAAAGUAGCCUACCUUGCCUUCGUGUUUACGCCUGCAGUCGCCCGCUGCACAGCACUUGCACUGUACGUCUAUGCCCUGAUCAGGAUCUGGCCCUCUCAUACACGUUCCCUUUUCGGACUGCGAAGCCACCCUCUGCAGAACGACCCCUGCCACUUUUCACCGACUGUAACACGCACCACGCCCCCUCGGGAUUCACACGCGUGAAGCCGAGCAGUGAUCAGCACUGACGGCUGGGCUGACACCACAUAUAAGAAAGUCGACCUCCAAGGCCCACCUGCCCUUCCAGCAUGGUAUGAUUGCAAGUCGUGUCCUUUCAUCAUGGCCGAAUCCACCUCCAUCGACGCGGCAACCCAGAACGGGCACGCACACGUACACGAGCCGCGAGCGCGCAAACCUACGCGCAUAGACUUUCUACGGCCGCGUCUGAGCGAUGAGGCAAUAGGCGCAAACGGUCAGAUCGAGGGCAAUGCCUCAGGUAUCUCUAGUGGACGUACCACGCCCAUCCCCGAAAAUGCUCCUCCAUCAGUCAAGGCAACCUCGUCGGCACGCCGCCAGGUUCGAGCUGAGCAAAAACGGCGCAUCUUCCCCACCAUCGAAUACGUCGAUCGCGUAUCGCAUUUCGAUCCAUCAAGCGACUACCGAGACUUUCGCGGGUUCUUUGUGCUGUUCUGGAUUGGGCUUGCCAUCAUGGUCAUAACCACUAUGCUGCGCCAUUACAAGGAGACGGGCUAUCCUCUGAGUAUCAGACAAUGGGACCUGUUCAGGGAGAAGGUGUAUGAACUAGGCGUCAUUGACGGACUCAUGGUGGGGUCGACCGCGCUCUCACUACCCAUGCACAAGUUCUUCAUGAACAGCAACGGCAUCUUCCGCUGGAGCAAGCUGGGCAUGGCGAUUCAGAGCAUAUACCAGGUCUUCUGGCUGGCUUUCUGGUGCACCUACCCCUUCAUCCGCGAUUGGAGCUGGACUGCCCAGGUCUUCUUCACGCUACAUUUGCUUGCCAUCUUUAUGAAGAUGCAUUCCUAUGCUUUCUACAAUGGCCAUCUCAGCGAAACUAGACGCAGGCUUUACGAUCUCGAUAACCCACAAAACGUAUCCAAGGCUGCAGCAUAUAGGUACCCCGCAGCGCGCACACAUCUUCAUGAGAUACCCCAAUCUCCCACGCACCAAAACAAAGAGGACUCGGAAAAAGAGCGAGUGGUGCAUCUUCGCGAGGAUCUUGCGCUUGAACUGACGUCUCCUCUCGGACAUGUGUCGUACCCUGAAAAUCUUACCAUCGCAAACUAUACGGAUUUCAUCUUCUGCCCUACAUUGUGUUACGAGUUGGAGUACCCUCGAACAGCAUCGACCCGCUGGUUGGAGCUCUUCUACAAGACACUGGCUGUGUUCGGGUGCAUUUUCCUCCUGACGAUUACGACUGAAGAGUUCAUUCUACCCGUUCUAGACGAAUCUGCCAUUGCGCUGCAAACGUCGACCAGUGCUUCGGAGUUUGCCUUGAUCCUCUCGGAGACGAUAGGACGUCUACUGUUUCCGUUCAUGGUCGCAUUCCUUCUUGUCUUCCUCGUGAUCUUUGAGUACAUACUCGGCGCCUUUGCAGAGAUUACGCGAUUCGCCGACCGUCAAUUCUUUGCAGACUGGUGGAACAGUUGCGACUGGCUGGAGUUCUCGCGAGAAUGGAACAAACCGGUGCACCACUUCUUCCGGCGACACGUCUAUUCAGCAUCGCGUGGUCACAUGUCGCGCCCACUUGCGACGACAAUAACCUUUUUCAUCAGCGCGCUCGCACACGAAUUAGUUAUGGGUUGCAUCACGCGGAAGUUCCGCGGCUACGGCUUCAUCGCGAUGAUGCUGCAAAUGCCCAUAGUGCUGGUGCAGCGGUCCAAAUGGGUGAAGGGCCGCACCCUUCUAAACAACGUGCUCUUCUGGUGCUCGAUGAUCCUCGGGCUUGCAAUGAUGUGUGCUCUCUAUGUUCUUGUAUAAUAGGUUUGGGACGGCCUUUGUCAAUGGCCCAGCUUUUGGUCAGCAGAAAUACCCUUUGUCAUCUAGAAAGCGCUGCGACGACCCUGCAACUACUAUUUGCCAUGCCAUGUGGCCUUAUACCCCUCUCGUUACUGCAGCUUAGAGUAG